Molecule: messenger RNA, 1382 nt
Organism: Mytilus californianus (California mussel)
Lineage: Eukaryota; Metazoa; Mollusca; Bivalvia; Mytilida; Mytilidae
Exons: 8
Coding region: 165-1208 (347 amino acids)
Molecular function (GO): protein binding
Source: RefSeq, a predicted model, not a curated record
CGGUGUUUCUUUUAAACAACAAAAAAACCUGGUUAGGUCAAUGUCAUGGAGAAGUUAUUGUUACUUUAAAAGUAUUUACUUCAUCUGAAGUCACUAGUGAACAAAUUCCAAAACUUGAGGAACAGAAGGACGAAAGGCAAUCGUCUGAAGUAAUAGGUCCAUUGAUGAAUUCGACAUGUAGAGAGCAUUUAGUUUUCUAUAAUGUUAGUGUUAAAGUACCGUGCAUCGAAGUGACAUUUAAUUUUACCAAGUCUAUGAAUGACGAUAGUAUGAAUUAUUCCGCGAAAGUGUGUAAUAAAUUUGGGUGUGAUUUCUUUGACGUUAUUGUUAUUUCAACAGUUACAGGUAUUCCGGUAGCGCCAUCAAAUAUUUCACUGAUGAGUGACGAGACCAAAAUAUUUUUGAAAUGGCAUCCAGGUUUAAAUAGAGGUUGUAGCCAAAAUUUCUUUAUUGAAUAUAAACAGACUACAUUGACCAACUGGACGGAUAUAGGUCCUAUACCGGAUCAUAAGGAGAAAGAUGGUGCAUAUACUUUAUCGGACUUACGUCCUGAUACACAAUACGAAAUUCGAAUGUAUGCCAGGAAUAAGGUUGGAGAUAGUGUAAAAACAAAUAUUACGACCAUUCUCACAAGAAAACUGAUGGAAGAUAGGCACCAGUUCUUGGGGUGGAGUAUUACUUCUGUCAUGGUCAUAUUAGCUGUAACAUGCUGUGGAUUUGUGUUUGUAUUCGUCAGAAAGAGAGAGAAAAGAAAGCAGUGUCACAACAUUAGACCUUCAGACCUGGAUAUGAAUAUACAAGGGGAGUCAGUUGAUAAUCGUAUGUACCUGUCAUCAGACUUUCGUCAAUCAAAUUUUACUAGACAUCAGUCAGAACGAUAUGAAAUGGAAAUUCAACCUACUGGACAGCCAAGUUCAGCUUUAGACAGUCAUUACCAAGAAGAGUUGCUAGAGGAACAAAAUGUGUACCAUGCUGACAGAAUCAUACCGACACAGCAUGCUGAAUCUAACCUGAACUAUGUUGAAGUUACAUUUGAAGCAGUGCCUUCGACAAGCACAAGUAUUAUUCAUGGCAAAGAAGACAGAACUAUUUAUUCUGAAAUAGAUUUGUUGUGCCAUGCAGAUGUCAUUCCGUCCAGCAGUGAAAGUGACGAUGACUUUAUGUAUGUGGAUGGGAUAAAGAACUACGAUAGACAAACAUGCCUCUGAAAUUACUAUAUCGUCAUUGAUUGUGCAGAUGAAUCGUCACGUCUUCCAUCUUUUGUAUAGAGACAGUUUUUGUAUAGACUUAAACAUUCAAUAUACAUUUUGUAAAUACUUAAAGUGUAUUACGGUUUUGUUUCUAUUUCUGGUAGUUAUAGUUGUAAUCAAUACAAAUUUAAG